This is a messenger RNA of Drosophila ficusphila, 4991 nucleotides long. RefSeq lists its product as uncharacterized. NCBI's taxonomy places the organism in Eukaryota, Metazoa, Arthropoda, Insecta, Diptera, Drosophilidae. The coding region runs from base 283 to 4248 and encodes 1321 amino acids. Gene Ontology annotation, cellular component: P granule; cytosol. The transcript is spliced from 10 exons. Gene Ontology annotation, molecular function: RNA binding; 5'-3' RNA helicase activity. The record is from RefSeq and is a predicted model, not a curated record. Gene Ontology annotation, biological process: regulatory ncRNA-mediated post-transcriptional gene silencing.
AGUAUUUUCGUCAUGAAUUCAUUUUAGUUAGAUUUGUGUUACCCGCUAAAAUUCCAAUACAUAAAUACACACGCUCACACUUGAGGAAGAGAAAACAUUUCAAAGGUCAGACCUAAUUAAAAGGAAUCAUAUUAACAAAAAAUCAAAUAAACAAAAUUUGCAGUUAUAUAAAACCAAAAACGUUUAACCAUACAAAUAUCGAUCUUUCCCUUGUGUGAGUGAGUGUAUUGAAAAAAAGACAACAAAAAAAAAAAAUAUUUAGAAAACGAACAUUUAGACAAAAUGACUAAAACUAAAAGUCAGAAAAAGAAGGCAGCCGCCGCAAAAAACAACAAUAACAAUAAAACCGAUGGUAGCUGCACUCCGCCAAAUAUGUUGACCCCAACGGGAACGCCUCCUUUAAAAAACGGAAUCAAGGCUCCUGGCACAUACGCCAAUGGAAUGCUUGGGAAGCCGCCGGUGCCGUGGGAGCGCGAGUUCAUCGGAUCAUUUCUGUUGGACUUGGCCGAACGCCAGGUGAUCAGUGCCCAAACGGAGUGGUACGUGGAGAAGUCCAAGAUGCGGCAGCUGUUCGACGCCCAUUUGGGGGCCCAGCCCAACUGCACUGAGCUCCGCCUGAAGCUAUCCAUUAACGGAGCCUGGAAUAUUGGAUCUCUGCUGCAUAGGACCAACUUUUUGGUCAACACGCCGCGGGGAAACAAUAAUUACCGCAUUAGGAGCUUCUCCUUGAUGGACUUUCGGAAGGAGAAGUUUAAUUUGUUCGACGAACAGCUUCGCCUUGUGCAAUCCGCGGUCAAGACCAUUGUUAUUGAAGCUCCUGUGGAAGGCAAUAAACCCAUAACCGAAGAAUAUAAACUCGAUAUGAAGGCAACGGCUACGCUUCUGAAAUACCAAAAAACCCAGGCGCAGGAACCGGGAAAGGACUUUGAGCUUAAUUCCUUGGGCUGCUAUAUCUGCCAGGUGAACUUUGACACGAUUGAGAAGUACGAGGACCAUGUGGAGUUCCAUGGAGAUGAGUCCGACUUUAUGUCGCUUACAAAGAUGCUCAAGUUUGUCUCGCCGAUGCUGACCCUCUCUUAUCAGACCUGCUUGGAAAGCCACUACUUUGGAUUCACCCUGAAGACCAAUUGCAAGGAUAUGGUGGUGGACAAGUUCAUCAUAGUGCAGUCGCGGCAGUUUUACUACGUGAACAAUGCCCGUAUGCCGUUGAAGGUGCCGGAGAGCGGGGAACUGGUAUUCUUUGUGGACUCGCACGUCUUCAUGAUUCUCCGGGAGCAGCCCAUCGUGAUCGGGUUCACCAGCCAGGGCCAAAGAUACGUGGAGCAACACCAUUUUAUGCGUACGGAGGCGCUACCCAAGGCCAGCUUUAACAUCAAUCCAUAUCGUCUGUCCAACAAGGAGACCUUCAAGAGCCAGGGACUUCCACCGGCCAAUCCACCCACCCAGGUGGUUACAGCCCUGAAGCACGAGGAUGCCCAGGUGCGGCUGGCGGACUUUGACAAGCACUAUCGCAACUACUGCGAAUUGGGCAAGGAGAUCACCCAGGAGAACAUCGGGGGCACUCUGCGCACUCUGCUCCAGGUGGAGGACAUCGAAAGGCUGCAGCAUUAUUUGGGCCUAAAGCAGUCCAAAGUGGAGCUGCAUCAGUUUGGCCGGGAGCUCUCGGUGAAGCUUUCCUUGGGCGCAAACAAAAUGAGUGGGGAGGAUGUCCUGUCGCCAGGCGAUGACGUCUUGAUCAUCAACGAAAAAGGCAACCCAGAAUCGGGUGUACGUCAGCAAUUGGAGAACAACCACCGAGUGCUGGAAUUGGCUCUCAAGGAUUUCGAUUCGAUUGUGCAGUGGGCUCGCGGUAUAGACGAGCAAUUUGGAUCGCUGGACAAGCAACCGCGUGUCUACUUUGCUCGGGUUCUCGGUGUUUCCACGCAGCGAGUGAACAUCACUUGCGAACGCCAGUUGCCGGACAACACGACCUUCACAUUAAUAUUUCGUCCCGUGCGAGCAGUCAUGCGCUAUCAAUACCGCGCACUUCAGCAGCUCUCCCUCACAAGAGCCAGCGAUGUGCAGAGGAUCCUCUUCCCAGGCGAAGUUCCUCCCCAGUCGAUUGCCUAUAGCAGCUUACAGUUGAACAACCGGCGUAUAGCGAGCAAUCCGGAGCAGUUGCAGGCGGUGCAGCAGAUAGCACUUAGCAAGACUUUACCUGCUCCGUAUAUCGUGUUCGGACCACCGGGAACGGGCAAAACUUCCACCAUUUGCGAGGCCAUCUAUCAGUUAUACGUACGUCGACCGGAAACCCAUAUCCUCGUGCUGGCUGGCUCGAAUACAGCCUGCGACGAGGUGGCUCUCCGGCUGCUCCGGGCAAUCGCCAAAGCUCCGGACAGUCAGCCACGGCCACUUACCCGCAUCUUUGCCGCCAGCUGCGAUCGGCGUAUCGACAAUAUCGAUGAUCUGCUCUUGGAGUACAGCAAUAUGUACGCUCUGCACUUUUAUCCGGCCGUUCAGGCGGUGCAUGAAUACCGCAUUGUAAUCUGCACCCUCAGCUUGGCCGGAAAAUUGUCGACUGGUGGGUUCGCCAAGGGGAAUAUCUUCUCGCAUGUUUUUGUGGACGAAGCGGCUGCCUCCACCGAAGCGGAAGCCUUGAUGGGCAUCACCUGCACCAUUUCGCCCACGACGAAUCUGAUCCUUUCCGGGGAUCACAAGCAACUGGGACCGGUGCUGCAGUCUCAAAGGGCCAACGAAUGGGGUCUGGGUUUGUCGCUUUUCGAACGACUUCUUACGAGGAAGUGCUACAAGGUGGAAGUGGAUGGAAGCUACAAUAAGUCUGUGCAGACGCGCCUCCUCCGUAACUAUCGCUCCCAUCCGGAGAUCGUUUCCUUGUAUAGUGAUCUGUACUAUAGCGGGAAACUUUUGGCUCAGGCGCCCAGGGAAAGUGUUAGUCGCUUUAGAGACUGGUUUCACAUGCCCAAUGCUGAUUUUCCCAUUAUGUUCCACUCGGUAUUCGGCUCUGUAAUGAACUCCAAAGGCUCUGUUAGUCUGUGCAACAAUAAGGAGAUUGACGCGGUUAUGGACUACGUCAAGGACCUUAUGUACUUCGGGCUCAAUGGUGAUCCGGUGCUGCAGACGGACAUUGGCAUCAUAUCGCCGUAUAAGAACCAGUACCAACGCAUCCAAGAACAGCUGAACAUGCGCAACUGGUCGCAGAUCGAUUGCGGAUCCGUUGAGACUUUUCAGGGAAAGGAGAAGCAGGUGAUCAUCGUGUCCUUUGUUCGAUCCUUUACUCCAAAGCUGGGCUUCUUGAACAACGAACGCCGAUUGAACGUUCUGCUUUCGCGUCCGAUGUCACUGCUUAUUCUCAUUGGAAAUCCGAAAACGCUGAGCCAGAACAACGACUUCCGCCGGAUAAUAGAUAUGUGUCGGGACCGUAAGACGUUGGUCGGAUCUCCGUACUAUUGCGACGAUGUCAAUCCGAAUAAGCAAAACGGACAGAGCAAUGCCCGAGGAAAAGCUGCUGUGGAGCAGCCUGCACCCGGCUUGGGUCAUCCCCUAAAGCGAACUCCCAAUGCUAAAAACCCAGCUCAGGCAGUUAAAAUGUGCUACAGCAAGGAUGAGCUGCUCAAGGUGGGCAUUGAGAUUAAGGCCCACAAAUCGGAGGUGGAGCAGUUAUUCGACGAUUUGCCCAAGGUGCCACGCUAUGUGGACCACGAUUCGGAUGCUGUUCGUUUGGUAACGUCCCAGCUAAAUGAUUUGAAACUGAAGGGCAAGGAAAAUGCUGGUGGAUCAGCGACCCCAGUUCUUAGGACACAGCCGACUCCAAAAUCAUCAUUGGGAGCAGUUCAAGCGUCAGCUUCACGAUCUCCAGAAGCCCAGAUGGCUCCGUCUUACAGACCUCCAAUACCCAAGGCCUCGGAACCUCAGCCCAUUCCAUCGUAUCGUCGCGAGCAACGCUUCACCAACGGCGUACCGUGGGGCAUUGAGUUGCCCGAGCCCAGCGCUCCACCGCUGUCACCACCGAAAUCCACCACCACCAGGUCUUCGGCCUAUCAACACAUUCCCAGUGGACACCUAAGGUUCGAGAAUAUGCGUCCCCCUGUGCAGCCGGAGUAUCAGCGCCAGCCGCCCUUCAACGAGCAGCGACGUGCGCCACCAUUUCACGAGCCCCACGGGAGCUGGAACAACUUCGGGUGGUCGCCACCGCCAUCUCCUCCAACGCCUCCGCCGAGGCAGAAGAAGUCCACAUGCAUCAUUUCAUAAUUGUAGCCUCUUCGGAGACUACCAAAAAUAUAUGGGAAUUGAGCGGUUGCUUGGAUUAACAUGCAAUUGUGCGGUUCCCUUUUUGACUUUGCUAUUGGCAUUUGUGCGAUCUGCGAUCAUCCAUGUGCCAAGUAGCAAAAACAACUACCAAAUAGAUUCGCACCUGAUUUGCGACCAAUAGAAGAUCAGGCCAAAGAGAAUGGUGGCCCCAAACUUUUUUCCUGCUUUUCCACUGGUUCGCAUAUAGUUUGCGAAUAUAGUUGAUAUUUGCAAAAGACAUGGAGCUCUCAAAGUGAACACUUUUCGGUUGAAAUUGCCCCAGAUUUUCGAUUUAUGCCAAGGAAGGCAAAUUCCGUAGCACAAAUCGAAAAUAUUGGCCGCGAUUCAGUCUUUAGGUUUGACUUUGGGUGUUUUAAUCCGUAUUUUAAUUUACAGAGUGCGAGAAUCGGUAUUUAACUUUAUACUUGACCGACAGAUAUUAACAUCCCGCACAAUAUAGUUCUGUAAUUUUUCCAUAGAUAUGUAAGACUAUAAUGACUUAAUAAUAAAAGCGUUUUGUAUAAACUGCUUUUCGAUCUGAUUCAGUGCUCAAAUGUCCAUGUAAAGAGAUCAGAUAAAUGCAGAAAAAAUGACUAUGUAUUCCCCGGUUUAUCAGACAAAUAAAUAAAUAAAGAUAAAAUGACUAUAUAUUUCCCGGUUAAUUAAACUUGUAAACAUUUGAUAUAAAUAAAUAUUCAAACAUA